AUGGAGGAGCAAGACGGACGGAUCGUGCGGCGAGCUGUAAAUUCAAUCUUAAGCCAGGUAGGUGAAUAUUUUGACAAAUAGCGUCCUUCUUGUCUUUAGUUCGACUUCAAAACGAAUGAAUUGAAUCAAAGACACCUUCGGGAGAUCAAGAGUGUGCUCAAAAAGAAUGAUAGUGUCGUGCUUGGCUUCUGCAUUCAGAUUUUCGAGGAGUUGAACAAGAAUGAUUGUGAUCGAAGACUGGGAACGGUUCUUUUGACCGACUACUUCUUCCAACGGUCGCAUAAGUUCCGCCUAGAGUUGAUAAAGCAUCUACAAGACUUCUUGAUGCUGACUCUGGAAACUGACGCUGUUCGAUGCCCAUUGCCGGGACCAAUUUCAGCCGCCAAGAACUUGAAGAAGUGGUCGAUAAAGAUUGUCAAAGGUUGGAUUGAAAAGUUCGGUGAGGGCUACGUGAAGCUAAAGGGAGCUGAGAAAUUCCUCAAGGACAACAAAAACUUUGACUUCAACUCAGUUGGAGCGGAUUUACUGGUAACCUUUUUAUUUCUUUUUUUCAAAGUUUAGGUGCUAAAAUAAGGUCGAAAUAGCUCAAAAUUGGUGGGAAUUGCAGAUUGAACGGCGUCGAGCAGAGGAAGAGCAGUUCAAACAACGUGUUCAAGCGAAGAAAUGUGGAGAUGCGAUUAGUCGAGUUCUCUCAGAGAGCAAAUCCGAUAUUGAGAGGACCAUAAACGAAUGCCGCAAUUCCAUCGAUCUUUUAUACCCCGAUAUCUUUCAAAAUGGGGAUGAGGAGAAGGCUGGAACAUCGAGCGAGCUGACCAAAGCGGAAUUUGAAAAGUUGCAUGGAUAUAAGAACAAUACCGAGCUUCAGAUUGAGAUCACAUCAGGUGAGCUAAAAUAAUAUCCGCUUGGUUGGAAAGUCGACUUUUUUGAUAGUAAAAUUGCUUUAGAAAGCAAGAUAGUUUAAUAUUAAACUAUUUGCAGCCAAAGUUACGAUUGAAGAGACCGAGGACAACAGCAUAUUAGUCAACGCAUUAAAAGAUGCGGCGAUUUUGCUCCGAAAAUCGUUGGCAACUCUUCAGAAAUGGCUGAAACGAUUGAUUGAAGUUGGCGGCGAUCAAAAUCAAGCUCUCAUCAAGAAUAUUGUCGAUCUAAAAGGGCAAAUCCAACGAGAAUUGAACAGAUGUGAUCGAUUGAAAAUAAUCAAGCCUGGGUCUGGUAGUGAAGACGACGAAUCCGAUGGUUUUGUUGAUGUGGAAGAUGAUGAAGCCGCUUUACUGGGAUUUGAGGGUCCUGUGGUAUGUGUUUUCGAAUUUUUUGGUCGAAAUUUUAGAUGGAAUUGAAGGAAGAAGUGGGUGAAUUCGCCGGAAAUGAGGAGCAAAAGCCCUCGACAUCCUCUGAACUGCAUGUGGAGAAGGAGAAGUCUGAAUCAGAGCGGGAAAUUCCAAAAAUCCCCAAAUUAAGGUAUGGCCUCGACCUCAAAUAUUGGGGCCAAAAGAUCGAACCGGCCGCUGUGGAGCGCAAUCUGUACGAUGGACAUCGGUUUUGGAAGGGCUAUGAUCCGGGGAGCGAUACGGCCAAGGAGUCGGAACAGGUCUACACGGAGCGCGAAAUUUUGUUCAUCGGGAAACGGCCGGAAAUCAAAAAAAGCUGCCGAUUCCCCAUGAAUAACGGGAAAUUGUGUCCACGAAUGGACCUGCAGCGAUGCCCGUUUCAUGGCCCGAUCGUGGAAAGGGACGAAAUGGGCUUUCCUGUUCAUGAACUGGGAAGAAAGUAAGGGUUUUUGGAGGAUUUUGGAUAUUGUAGUAGAUAAAAAGUGGGGUUUUUGAUGGGAAAUGGAAGAGAGAGCAGUGUAUUGGGCCUGAAAAGGAAUUUACAAAGGUCCUGAAGGUCUGUGGAGGACAAGAGAUGAUGAAUUUAUAUUGUUUUAGACGAUUUUUGAUGAAAAAUGGGGAAAAGGCUGAAUUUUUGGGGGAAAUGUUGAAGAAUAUGAUAGAAAAAUGAUGAAAAUUUAGAUUUCAUAUCAUAUGGGAUGAUUUGGAAUAUAUUUUGCAUCAGAGUUUAUCGAAAAUUUGCAAAAAAAAUAUCAAAAAAAGUCUUUUCUGGUGGAAAAGUUACAAAAUUUAUUGAGCUUUGAUGAUUAUAACUGUUGAAAAAAAUAGUUUGUGGUCUUAUCAUCACAGAAAGGUAAAAAUGUUUGAUGAUUUUCUCAAUUUUUUCCUCGAAAUUUCAAAAACAAAUUUUAGUUUUGACAAGGAAAGUACUUCUAUGGGGUAUGGAGUUACAGGUCGAAACAUAUAUCAAAAAAUUCCCAAAACUUUUCUGAUUCAGAAUAUGUAAAAAUUAGCAGCCUAUUUUUGGUUUGUAAGGGUGAAAAAAUCCUCAGAACUUUUCUCGCAACACCACGAAAAUGCCUUUUUGACCAAGUUUUUGCCAAAUCAAAAGCUUUGUUUGGAGCUAAAGUAAACCCUGGCGUCUUGACAAACCUUAAAAUAUCAAAUUUGAUUAAUACAACACCUUAAUAAAUGCCCCUUUUUUACAUUGGAAUUACUAAUUAAGGUGUAUUAAUCAAAUUUGAUAUCAGGCUUGUCAAGAUACCAGGGUUUACUUGAGCUCAAAAACAAGCGUUUGAUUUGGUAAAUACUUCAUCAAAAAGGCAUUUGCGUGUUGUUGCGGGAAAAGUUCUGAGGAUUUUUCGCCCUUACAAACCAAAAUUAGACAGCUAAUUUUUACAUAUUCUGAAUCAGAAAGAUUUUGCGAUUUUUUUGAUAUAUGUCUCGACCUGUAACUCCAUACCCCAUAGAAGCACUUUCCUUGUGAAAAUUUGAUUUUUUUUUAAAUUGCCAGGGAAAAAUUUGAAAAGAACAUCAAGCAUCCGGCUUUCCCUGUCAUGAUAAGAAUAUAAACUAUCUUUUGACACUUCAAACCAUUAAAACUCAAUAAAUUUUGUCAUUUUCCGGCCAGAAACACUUUUUUUACCCUAUAGAAGCACUUUCCUUGUGAAAAUUUGCCUAGUAAUCUCAAAAAAUCCCGAUUUUAGCGCGUUGGAAGCCUUAAAAAACGCGGAAGAAAAGAUAAAACGGCGUGCCGAGCAAGAAGAACUCGAAUAUGUUCGAGACGUAGAAGCCGCCGUCGGAAUUCCCCUUCAAAUCGACCGGUCGAAGAAGAAACGCAAAACUUUUGGCAACCGAAAUUAUGGAACGGCCAGAAAACGCGAAAAAACGGAAGGAGAAAGGUCGAGAGAACGACUGGAAGUAAGGAUUUUGGAUGCGAAAUUAAAUGAGACAUCGUUUAGAAGAAACUUUUCGAUCGCCGAGCAAUGCGAAGAGUUGCCGAGACUCUGGCCGAAAUCCAAAGACAUCGCGCCCAAAAAAGCUUUGCAAAUCAGUUCGUGAACGCGGUUAGUCGAUGA
Molecule: messenger RNA, 3406 nt
Organism: Bursaphelenchus xylophilus (pine wood nematode)
Lineage: Eukaryota; Metazoa; Nematoda; Chromadorea; Rhabditida; Aphelenchoididae
Source: the annotation of a GenBank genome assembly